Molecule: messenger RNA, 1218 nt
Organism: Mesorhabditis belari
Lineage: Eukaryota; Metazoa; Nematoda; Chromadorea; Rhabditida; Rhabditidae
Source: the annotation of a GenBank genome assembly
AUGGAUGAAUCAGAAGAAGGCUGUGUGGAUCUUCGAAGUAUCAUGUGGAAGAAUGAAUCUGAUAUCACUGUUCUCCCUGGAAUUCAGACAAUAUUCGGAUUUCUCUAUUCGGUUUUGAUUACGCUGGGAGUUGUGGGCAAUUCGUUAGUAGUGAUCUCCGUCCUCCAGAACAAAGCCCUCCAAUCAGUGAGAAAUGUCUUCAUUUUUUCUCUAUCAUGUUCGGACAUUGUUGUGUCGAUUGUUUCUGGAUCUAUUACUCCAAUCUAUGCUUUCUCAAAGAUUUGGCUUUUCGGUCCACAACUCUGUCAAUUAGUGCCGCUCAUUCAGGGGACAUCUUUAUGUUUUUCUACAUUGACAUUGACAGCAAUUUCGAUUGAUCGUUUCUUCUUGAUCAUUUUUCCAACUAGAAGAUCAAUACAAAUGUGGACUGCGGUGAAAUUGGUGGCGUUCAACGCGAGUCUCGCCUUUGCCGUCUCAAUUCCCAUGUAUCUCCAACAGAAACUCUUCAAAUAUCAGAAUUACUGUGGUGAGAUCUGCAGUGAACAAUGGGAAGAUGAAUCGGCUCAAUCUAUUUAUGGUACUCUUGUGUUCAUCAUUCAAUUCGUUCUUCCACUUCUCAUCAUCACUUUUUGCUAUGCGAUGAUCUCGAUCAAAUUGAGCAAGGGAGUGCUUGUACGAGCCGAAGAGGGAGUCUUGACUGAACAAAGAAAAAAUGCGAUGAAGCGACGAUUGAGGACAAAUCGGAUGUUGAUCGCAAUGGUUGGUGUGUUCUUUUGUUGUUGGUUACCAUCAGUCGCUUUCAACUUUUUGCGAGAUUAUGAGUGGUUGCCAAAAUUUGUCUCCAGACAGAAAUACUUUUUUGGCGUACUCACUCACUGCAUCUCAAUGAGUUCGACUGUUUGGAACCCGAUUCUCUACGCAUUGUUGAAUGAGCAGUUUCGAAUUGCUUUUGCUUCUCUUUUGCACACAUGUCGACGAAGAGAUGGAACAUUUAAGGUGUGUGACGAUCGAAAAGGAUUCAUUGCUAAUGGAGUGGAAAGAAGAGGAAGGCAGGAUUCAAGAGGAUCCAUACCAAGAAAUGGAAUGAGUACACCAUCUGAUGAUUUAUUAAUUGGAAUGACAAAAGAAGAGAGACCAAAAACACUUUCACUUCAAAAGACGGUGAUCUCACAAAAGAGAGCAAUCUUCAUGACGGAUACCCGAUCAUCAUUCACUGAU